Populus euphratica (Euphrates poplar) is the source of this 803-nucleotide messenger RNA. RefSeq lists its product as uncharacterized. Gene Ontology annotation, molecular function: protein binding. Lineage: Eukaryota; Viridiplantae; Streptophyta; Magnoliopsida; Malpighiales; Salicaceae. The record is from RefSeq and is a predicted model, not a curated record. Bases 80 to 589 code for a protein of 169 amino acids. The transcript is spliced from 3 exons.
CUCCAUAUAUAUGGUAGGAGAGAUAUUAAAUGAAUCAACUCUCUCUAUCUCUCUCUCUCUGUAAGAAAAACGGACAAAAAUGGUCAAACAAAUCUCAUUGUUUUGGCUCAUCUUUGUCUUCUCCUCCCUAACAUUCUCACAUGCUAGAUCUCUCUCUCUUACCUUGCUGCAGCCCCAUGGUCCGAAAUCCUUCAAUCCCAAAAAUAUUCAGGCUGCAAAGAGCUGUCCAUACACUCUUGUUAUAAAGACCAGCUGCACCUCUACAACUUACACCAGAGACAAAAUCAGUCUAGCUUUUGGUGAUUCCUACGGCAACGAGGUCUAUAUGAAGAGGCUUGACGAUCCAUCUUCAGGAACAUUUGAGAGGUGUUCAACAGAUACAUUCCAGAUAAAUGGACCAUGUGUUUAUGAUAUCUGCUAUCUAUACAUGCUUAGAACAGGAUAUGAUGGCUGGAAACCUCAGAGCGUGAAGAUCUACGGUCCAUACACCAAGACUGUUAAAUUCAACUACAACAAAUUCCUUCCGAAUGGGGUUUGGUAUGGGUUUAAUGUCUGUGUUCGUGCAUCUCUGUCAACGGCAAUUAUGUAGACGACAAUAUGAUCAUGAUGAUGAUUGUUGUUGUGUUUUGUUAAACAUAUUAUGAUAAUAACUACUAAUGGGCUUGUCAUAUAGUUGAGGAUUGACCUCGUUACCAAGACCUUGUUGAUCAUGGUUAUUCUUGAGGGUUUAUUUUCAUGUAAUCCUCUAAUAAAAGCACCGAGAGCCUAUUCUUUAGUAAAUUGAAGAAAUUCAUUUAAUUAUA